Piliocolobus tephrosceles (Ugandan red Colobus) is the source of this 3690-nucleotide messenger RNA. It is a transcript of the gene SCFD2, whose product is annotated as sec1 family domain containing 2. The coding region runs from base 194 to 2353 and encodes 719 amino acids. NCBI's taxonomy places the organism in Eukaryota, Metazoa, Chordata, Mammalia, Primates, Cercopithecidae. The record is from RefSeq and is a predicted model, not a curated record. Gene Ontology annotation, biological process: vesicle-mediated transport. The transcript is spliced from 10 exons.
AAUUCCGGCCUCCUCCCUAACCAAUCACCGCUCAGUUCAACGUCAUCACCGAGCGCCAUCAGGUAGCGUGUCAGAGGCCGGACCACGUGUACUGUGUUGACUGUCAAAGUCUCUGGGAGCCCAAUUUCCGGAAGCGGUGAGUUUAGAAAGAAGUUCCUGCACCGUAGUUCCCCAAGCCUGCGAAUCCCCAACCAUGAGCGUCUCAGGCGUACUGUCCUUUACCCAGCAAGGAUGGGAGCAGGUGCUGGCCAAAGUGAAACGGGCUGUGGUUUACCUGGACUCCGCCUGCGCCGAGAGCCUGCACUGGGGCUGCGGAUCCACCCGUCUCCUGGAGGCGGUGGGGGGUCCUGACUGUCACCUGCGAGAGUUCGAGCCCGACGCAGUUGGUGGUGGAGCCAAGCAGCCCAAGGCAGUGUUUGUGCUGAGCUGCCUGCUGAAAGGCCGGACUGUGGAGAUCCUACGGGACAUCAUCUGCCGCAGUCACUUCCAGUAUUGUGUGGUGGUCACAGCCGUGAGCCACGCUGUCCACCUCACAGCUAAUCAUGUCCCAGCGGCGGCAGCGGCCGAGAUGGAGGGGCAGCAGCCGGUGUUUGAGCAGCUGGAGGAGAAGCUGUGUGAAUGGAUGGGCAACAUGAACUACACGGCCGAGGUGUUCCAUGUCCCGUUGUUGCUUGCCCCUGUUGCUUCCCACUUUGCCUUGACUCCAGCCUUUGCAUCCCUUUUCCCACUGCUACCCCAGGAUGUGCAUCUCCUUAAUAGCGCCCGACCGGACAAGAGGAAGCUGGGAAGCCUGGGUGAUGUGGACGCCAGUGCCCUAACCCCAGAGCUGCUGCUGCAGAUCAGGUGCCUAGUGUCAGGCCUCAGUUCUCUGUGUGAACAUUUAGGAGUACGGGAGGAGUGUUUUGCUGUAGGUUCUUUAAGUCGAGUCAUCGCUGCGGAUCUGGCCAAUUAUGCCCCUGCAAAGAACAGGAAGAAGACUGCUGCAGGCAGGGCAUCAGUGGUUUUUAUGGACAGAACCCUGGAUCUCACAGGAGCAGUUGGACAUCAUGGAGACAACUUAGUAGAGAAGAUCAUUUCAGCACUUCCCCAGCUCCCAGGCCACACAAAUGAUGUGAUGGUUAACAUGAUAGAGCUCACUGCACUCCAAACUGAGAAGGAAAAUUGUAAUGUGGUUGCACCAGGCUGUCUUGCACAAUCCAAUGACACCACAGCCAAAGCCCUGUGGGAAGCUUUACUCAACACUAAGCACAAAGAGGCAGUGAUGGAGGUUCGGAGACAUCUAGUGGAAGCGGCAAGCAGAGAAAACCUGCCAAUCAAGAUGAGUAUGGGGAGAGUCACACCAGGACAGCUCAUGUCCUAUAUUCAGCUCUUCAAGAACAACCUCAAAGCUCUAAUGAAUCACUGUGGGCUCCUCCAGCUUGGGCUGGCCACAGCUCAAACGUUGAAACACCCACAGACUGCCAAGUGGGACAACUUUCUUGCUUUUGAAAGACUCCUUCUUCAGAGUAUUGGGGAGUCAGCAAUGUCCGUUGUGUUAAAUCAGCUGUUGCCCAUGAUUAAGCCUGUAACCCAGAGAACCAAUGAGGACUACAGCCCUGAGGAACUGCUGAUCCUUCUCAUAUAUAUUUAUUCUGUCACUGGAGAGCUCACAGUAGACAAAGACCUGGGUGAAGCAGAAGAAAAAGUCAAGAAAGCAUUGGCUGAGGUCUUCUGUGAGGAAUCUGAAUUGUCACCUUUGCUGCAAAAAAUUACAGGAAGGGAUGGAGGAGACAUUGAAAAUGGACAUGUGAAGUGCAGAGCUUGUAUGCUCUCUACAGGAGCCCCUUGCAGAUGGUCUGCUUCUCUCCUGGUGCCCCCACACUGGGACUCUUCAAUUAACCUGACAUUUCACAAAUCCAAAAAUUCUGUGGAUAAACUCUUUACUUCACUUCGGGAUAUUGCUGGAGCUCGGAGUCUCAUGAAACAGUUUAAGUCUGUAUAUGUUCCUGGAAAUCAUACCCACCAGGCAUCUUAUAAACCAUUGUUGAAGCAAGUUGUGGAGGAAAUAUUUCAUCCCGAGAGGCCAGAUUCCAUUGAUAUUGAACACAUGUCUUCAGGCCUCACUGAUCUCCUUAAAACUGGAUUUAGCAUGUUCAUGAAGGUGAGCCGCCCUCAUCCUAGUGACUACCCUGUCCUGAUCCUCUUUGUGGUAGGUGGGGUCACAGUCUCUGAAGUGAAAAUGGUCAAAGAUCUUGUGGCAUCAUUGAAACCAGGAACCCAGGUAAUCGUGCUGUCCACUCGACUCCUGAAGCCACUUAACAUUCCUGAGCUGUUAUUUGCAACUGACCGACUGCAUCCAGACCUUGGCUUCUGAGCAUCCGCUAAGAAGAUAAGACCUACUCAUGCUGGAAAUGCUGAUACAAUUUUCUGCCACCACUCCAAAUACUCCUCCACAACCAACAUCCCUGUCACUAAUUGCGAGCAUGACAGAAUUCUGCCUGAAGGGUCUUGAUACUUUCGCAGUGAGGUACUUUGCUUGAAUUGCUGUGAUUCUUUAAAAAAAAAAAAAAGUUUUUCUUAUUUUCCUGAAGGUGACAAUCUGUCUUUUGGCUAGUCCAAUUAGUGAUCAUUUCCAUUUAUCCUUAACCCUCUGUGAGCUUCCUGAUUCCACCUACAAGUUCAUUAAUUCUAAAGAAAAGCCUGUUGGCAAGUGUUGGUAGAUUACAACUCUUUUAAUUUGAAGUUGCUCAAGAAGUUAGACAUGCUUUAGAAUUAUGAGUGUGAGAAAAGUUUGAUGUUCCUUAGGAUUAUAUAACUGAGGAGAGAACAUUGCAAAUAGGGUCUGAGGCUUUGUUUCUCUCUUGCUCUGAAACAUUUCUGAAAAGGCAAAGAAGGGAGGGGUAGUGUCUUAGGGCAGUGCUGGUAGCCUGCAUGUGUUGUAAAUCGUCCUGCCAUAACAAAGAACUGCAUUGUUCUAGCUGGCCCACUGGGCAGGUCUGCCAGGCCACUUGGAACUGUAGUGGGAAGGUGGUUGAUUGGAGGGUUAUCUGCAUAUAAAAGUUUUCCUCCCCUCCAAAGAAAGACCCCAAUACGAGAUAUCUGGUCCCAGGGAGUCUAAAUUGUAACAGCAACCCCUGUGGACUUUGUGGGUAUGAGUUUUGAUUGAAAUAUAAAGCUCUCUUUUCUGUAAGUGUAAGUUUUCCAUCUGACCAUUAGCAGAAAAAUCUAGACCCACCUAGUGAAAUUUUGUAAGAACUCCAGGGCAAAAAUGAACCACUUGCAACCCACAUGUUUGUAGGUGUAUGGUUGAUGGAAGUUUCUGGCAUCCAUGUUGGUAAUAAACAGAUAAAACUGAAAAGGUUUUUAUUGUGGAUUAAACAGGUGAAGGAAAUAACAUGUAAACCAAAACACUCACAUGUCUCUGAUUUUAGUUCUCUACGAAACACUGUCAUUUUUGAAAGAACCACUAAGUUGGAGAUUAUUUUAAGAUGUAACCAAAGCAGGGUUUUUGUAGACACAGACACUCUUUUUCUUGCCCAAGUAUGUUUUCCACAUAAUAUCAAUUCUUUCAUGAAAUAGAGGAGACCUCAGGUGCCUUUUUCAUUCUACUAAUCUUAAAGUAUUGAAUUUGAAUAAGGAAGGAAAUGGUAACCAUCCAUAAGAAAUGUUAAAGCAGAGAUGACUUUUCUAAAAUAAAAAAAAGAAAAGUAA